UAUCUUUUUCCUUGUUGGUCCACUUGAAAACUCCCCUAUUUAAGCUACAGAUAAAGGAGACGAGGCUCCAAAAGUAUCUGAUAACAUUAACCAAUGGGGGAACAAAUCGCCAUUGUUGGAGCUGGUAUUAGUGGACUUAUUGCCUGUAAGUACUGCCUGUCAAAGGGUUUCAAACCCCUUGUUUUUGAGUCUCAAAGUUGCAUUGGAGGAGCGUGGACUAAAACUUUCGAGACCACAAAGCUACAGACUCCGAAAUCAUUGUAUCAGUUCUCGGAUUUUCCCUGGCCAUCUUCGUCAACUGAGGAGUUUCCUGACCAACAUCACGUUUUGGAUUAUGUUCAAUCUUAUGCACACCAAUUAGACUUGGUUAAGCAUAUCAAAUUCGAUUCCAAGGUUGUUUCCAUUGAAUUUGAAGGCUCUUCCGAUGACGAGAUGCAGUCCUGGAGUUUGUGGAAUGGCAAUGGUUUGCCCUUUAGCCCUCAAGGGAAAUGGAAGGUCAUGGUAGAGGACUUACAAAACAAUUCAACAGAGGUUUACCAAGUGGACUUUGUGAUUCUGUGUGUGGGGAGAUUAAGUGGUGUUCCAAACAUCCCGGAAUUUCCUCCAAGCAAGGGUCCAGAAGCAUUUCAUGGCAAGGUGAUACAUUCCAUGGACUAUGCCGCCAUGGAUUAUGAAAGUGCAGCCAAAUUUGUCAAAGGGAAGCGGGUUACUGUUGUUGGGUUCCAGAAAUCUGCAUUGGAUAUUGCAAUGGAGUGCUCAGCAGCCAAUGGGGUGAAAAUUCCAUGUACAAUUUUAUACAAGACUGAACAUUGGAAUGUACCUGAUCACCUUCCUUGGGGGUUACCUAUGGCAUUUCUUUAUCUUAAUAGGUUCUCAGAGCUUUUGCUUCAUAAGCCUGGAGAAGGGAUCCUGCUAAGUCUCUUGGCAACAUUGCUUUCACCACUGAGAUGGGGAAUAUCAAAAUUUGUGGAAACUUAUAUCAAGAAGAAGCAUCCAUUGGCCAAGUAUGGAAUGAUACCAAAACAUAGUUUCCUUCAAGAUAUCAGUUCAUGCCUAGUAUCAACAGUACCAGAAAAGUUCUAUGAGAAAGUUGAAAAACCUGUCUCCCUUUGCGAAAUGCAGUUUGCCUAUUUGUGA
Molecule: messenger RNA, 1137 nt
Organism: Pistacia vera
Lineage: Eukaryota; Viridiplantae; Streptophyta; Magnoliopsida; Sapindales; Anacardiaceae
Product: probable flavin-containing monooxygenase 1
Exons: 4
Coding region: 94-1137 (347 amino acids)
Molecular function (GO): flavin adenine dinucleotide binding; N,N-dimethylaniline monooxygenase activity; NADP binding
Source: RefSeq, a predicted model, not a curated record